Brassica napus (rape) is the source of this 1449-nucleotide messenger RNA. RefSeq names its product MLO-like protein 14. Gene Ontology annotation, biological process: defense response. Gene Ontology annotation, cellular component: membrane. Lineage: Eukaryota; Viridiplantae; Streptophyta; Magnoliopsida; Brassicales; Brassicaceae. The coding region runs from base 1 to 831 and encodes 276 amino acids. The transcript is spliced from 7 exons. The record is from RefSeq and is a predicted model, not a curated record.
AUGAAUGCUAUUUUUCUUGGAAACAAGGGUUUGCGUUUAUUUGGAUAUGCUAUUGCAGGGUCAAAUCUUUAUUUCUGGUUAGCAAUCAUUCCAAUAGCUCUUGUUCUUUUCGUUGGUGCAAAGUUGCAACAUGUAAUCGCAACUUUAGUAUUGGAGAACGCUGGGAUAACAGAAUAUGCUUCUGGUGUUAAAUUGAGACCUCGUGAUGAACUUUUCUGGUUCAAGAAACCAGAAUUACUCUUAUCCCUUAUCCACUUCAUUCAGUUUCAGAAUGCCUUUGAGCUGGCUUCGUUCUUCUGGUUUUGGUGGCAAUUUGGAUACAACUCUUGCUUCCUUAGGAAUCAUUUACUUGUCUACUUGCGAUUAAUUCUAGGGUUUGCUGGACAGUUUUUAUGUAGCUACAGCACAUUGCCACUCUAUGCACUUGUCACUCAGAUGGGAACAAAUUACAAGGCAGCGUUGUUACCUCAGAGGGUAAGAGAUACAAUAAACGGUUGGGGAAAAGCAACCAGAAGAAGAAGACGGCAUGGUUUAUAUGGAGAUGAUUCGACUAUUCGAACAGAAACAAGCACAAUCGCAUCAGUUGAAGAAUACGAUCAUCAAGUGCUUGAUGAUGUUCCUGAAACCUCUCCAGCUCAAGGUACUGAUCAUGAGCUGGAGCUUGUUAAAAACUGGGAAGCUUCUAUCACAGUAGCUAAUGAAAAUUCUAGUCGGGUUGGAACACCCCUCUUGCAACCUUGUGCGUCAACAUCGCCAACGACUUUCUCAAAGUUACAGACAGAAACCACAGAAUCACUUUCAAGGUCGUCCUCACUGCCAGUGAAAAGAUAAUAUUUGGAUGUCCGUCUUUCUUUCUCAACGCUGCUUUGCUAAACCAGCUGAGAUAACUCAGAUUUAAGAUUAGUGUGUGUGACUAUUUUUACUUUAAAUGAUAUAUGAUUUUGAGUACAGAGAUCAUGUCGUUGAACAUGGUACAGCGUAUCAAAUAGUUGUAAGAAAUCGAUUUAUACGAUAAUGUUCAAAACUUAGUGAGGCACGUCUAGUCGAACGUUCGGCCUUAUAUAUAGCGUUUUGGUUAAACGUUUUGGUUAAGAAAAUUAUGUGUAACGUUUUGGUCAAAAUAAUAUGUAACGUAAUCAACGUAGAAGAGGAUACACGAACAGUACAAGCAACAAAGCAAACACAACGCUUAUUUAGCAGACAGAAACAGCGGUGCUUGGGUUUUUGGUGGGAUCUCAGCCUCUGAACACUCUUUUUUUUAUGGGACAAAGAUGCUCUUAAUGAGAAAUAACGAAAUAAUAUUGGCGCGUACGUGGAGAAGUCAGCCAUGAGGCCCGUGACCUAAUGUACGUUCCCGUUACAAACCCAUAAAAGAAAAAGGAGAGUCAAAGAUUAGGAUCGAACUUACAAUACAAGCCACACAUAUGAUGUUCUCUUUUCUUUUUUUUU